AUGAAGAAUCGGACGGCGAGCAUUCGUCCUGGCAUUCGCAUCACAGGAACCGACACGGGCAUUCUGAAGAUCACUCGCACCGCCAUGACCGCAGCCACAGCCAUGGCCACCGUAGCCAUGAGGGAGCUCCACGGGGGGGGCGGCGCGGGGGGAGAGGUCGGGGGAGCGGUAGCUGGCGCGGCGGCGGUGACUGCGGCGGGGGUGGCGGUGGGGGAGGCGAUUUCGACGCCUGUGGGGGAGGUAGUGAGUGAUGUGAUUGGGGGAGGGUUUUUCAGCGGAUUCCUGGGGGAGGGUAUGUUCGAGGGUAUGUUUGGUUCGGGUACCGCUGGUUAUCCUCUUUUUGGGAGUCUCGAUACAAGUGUAGAGUUUGCGAUUCGGUUUCUGUUCGCGACGAUCGGGCUGGGAGGGUUUGCGCUGGCGAGACACGUGGCAAGGAUGCACCACGAGAGGACACACCAAAAGGAGGCAACCUGGGGCGAGAAGGUGCUCGGAAACUUUCGAAACUCGUGGGAUGCGGCGUGGGACAUGUGGGGUAACACCGGAUUGAGCAACCCCAUGACGUCUUUACUGGGGGAGGGCGCAUCUGACGGCGGGGAGACCGACAGCAGGGGCAGCAACGGCCGGGGUAAAACAGAGGCGGAGGAAGAGAAAGGGAAGAAGAAGGGGAAGAAGAACGGGAAGAAGGACGGAGGCAAGGAGGGGCUAGUAGUGGGGGUGUGGGAGUCGAUGGUGGGGGGGAGCAAGAAGGAGCGGCGGGAGCGGGCGGCGAUGGUGGUGGGGGGCGUGGAGCUGGGCGUGUGGAUGUUCGUGACGUAUGCGGGGCAGGCCAUCGGGCUCGAAACCACCUCCGCCGACGACGCUGCUCUCAUCCUCACCGUCUCGGUGGUGCUGGUUCCAUUCCUGGAGGCCCUCUCAGGCACGCCCAUCAACCGCAGCGUGUGGAUCGCCACACUUCUCGCUUGCACCGGCAUGGUGAUGCUGGAAGGCGGGGAGACCGUCACUGCUGCUGCAGUAGCAGCUACGCCCACUCCCUCACCCACACCUGUUCCCUCACGUAUGCCUAUUCCCUUACUUACCCCCUCGACCACACGAACAGGCAUGGUGAUGCUGGAAGGCGGGGAGACCAUCACUGCUGUCGCAGUAGCAGCCACACCGGCUGACAUCAUCGCCAGCUCAGCAUCAGCUUCCUCCAAUGCCAUCGCUGACACGGCAGCAGCAGCGCUGGCGUCGGUGCCUGUGCAAUGGAGCCUACCUGUGGGCCACGUGUGGUGCCUCAUUGGCGCUGUGGGCUCUGCCAUCCACGUGGUGCGCUCCGAGGUCCUAUGUGCACGCUACGACCCGCUCGUCCUUGUAAUCCUGCAGCUGGGCACCACAGCAGCUAUCGGCGUAGUGUGGGUGCUGCUCUCGCUGGCAGGCAUCGCGCUCACAGCAGGGGGGGGUGCAGUGGCGGGGAUCGACGGCAGCGGGGCAGCAGUGGCGUGGAACCAGCUGCUGGCCGUGGCUGCUGCUGCUCCUAUCGGCAUGGCACUGCUGGCUGGGCCGUUCGGAACAGGCAUGUGCGAGUGGCUGGAGAUGGAAGCGUUGCGCUUCGUGCGAGCAUCCACAGCCACGCUCAUUCUCACCAUGAGCCCCCUCUGGGGCAGCCUCCUGGCCUUCUUUUUGUUAGGAGAAACACUUAGCACGUCGACUGCCGCGGGCGCAAUUCUUAUUCUGCUUGCCAGCCUGGAAGUGCAGCUAUUAGCACCACAUGCAGAUGGAGAGGACGAGGAGGGCGAGGAGGGGUAUGAACGGUAUGUGCAGGAAGGGAGGGGUGGAUGGUUAGGGUUUGGCAAGAAAUGGUGA
Closterium sp. NIES-65 is the source of this 1842-nucleotide messenger RNA. NCBI's taxonomy places the organism in Eukaryota, Viridiplantae, Streptophyta, Zygnematophyceae, Desmidiales, Closteriaceae. The record is from the annotation of a GenBank genome assembly.